AUGGAGACGGCCGGGAUAAGCGCGACGACCUGGGUGGUGGGCAAGGCGCUGAGCCCGCUGUCUGGCGGCUUGCUGGAGGCAUGGGGUGCCAGUUCCCUGCUCGGAUCCAACAUGGAGGACUUGAAGAUGCAGCUGAUGUACGCACAGGCCAUGCUCAACAACGUCCAAGGCAGGGAGAUCCACAACCCUGCCUUGGGUGAGCUGCUAGGCAAGCUGCGGCAGCUCGCGUAUGGGGCAGAUGAUUUGCUGGACGAGCUCGAUUACUUCCGCAUCCAGGAUGAGCUCGACGGUACCUACCAUGCUGCUGACGCGCAUGCUGCAGGCUGUGUCCCAGACCUCGUCCUCAACGCUCGCCAUACGGUCAGAUCUUUCGUGAAUAAGGUCAAGCUACCAGCAUGCUCGCGUGCUGCCACGCGUGAUCAUCCUGACGAGCAGCAAGAUGGUGUCAAGCAAGGAUGCUUUUCUCGCAUCUGCUCGUGUGGCAGGUGUGAUAUCUUCUCCUUACCACCAUCACCCGCAAGCCAGGUUGGCCUGCAGGUUGACAAAGGAUGCGUACCGAAGUUUGCCUCCAGUGCUCGAGACGCCGCCCUUACUGUUGGUAAACACUUUCCGUGCUAUUCUUUUCCGUCUGUUCACGAUGAUGAUUCUGACACUAGCGUACGUGUACAACGAUUUGUCUGUGGUGCCUGGAAGUCCUCCAAGGCAUCACAGAGGAAUCAUGACGCACAAGCACCAAGGUUAAAAUUUGAUAGAGUUGAAAUGUCUAAAAAAAUUAGGAACAUCGUAGAACAGCUGAAGCCCGUUUGUGCUAUGGUUUCCACCAUUCUUAAUCUUGAGUUACUUGGCUCCAGCCGUACCCCUAGUAAGGAAACUGCUAUGAACAGAGCCCAAACCACCCCAAAAAUCGUAGAGCCUAAGUUAUAUGGGAGGGAUAGCCAAAAAAAUUUUGUUGAAAAUGAAAUUGUUAACGAUGAAUAUUGUGCACUUACCGUGCUUCCUGUUGUUGGCCCGGGCGGUAUUGGCAAGACAACAUUCAUGCAACACAUAUAUGAAGAGAUGAAGAGCCAUUUCCAGGUUCCCAUUUGGGUAUGCGUCUCUCUCGAUUUUAAUGCGAAUAGGCUAGCAAAAGAUAUUGUGAAAAAGAUCCCUAAAGUUGAUAAUGAAAACACAAAUUCGAGUGAUGAAGAGCUUAUCGAGCAAAGAAUCAAAGGAAAGAGGGUUUUACUUGUGUUAGAUGAUGUGUGGACACAUCAUGACAAUGAGUGGACAAAACUAUUAGCUCUGUUUAAAAAAGAGGGGGCGAAAGGUAACAUGGUUAUAGUCACGACUCGAAUACCCGAGGUAGCAAACAAGGUUAAAACAACUAAAUGCUCACUAGAAUUGGAGCGUCUAUCCCCUAAAGAUAUUAUGAAUUUCUUUGAAGAAUGUGUAUUUGGUGUCCAGAAACCAUGGGUUGACCAUCCAGAAUUAGCUGAAGUUGGAAGAGAAAUAGUGGAGAAGCUGAAGGGCUCUCCUCUUGCAGCAAAAACUGUCGGUAGAUUACUAAGAAACAAACUUACAUUGAACCACUGGAUAAGCAUUUUGGAAAGUAAAGAAUGGGAAUCACAAACCAACGACAAUGAUAUUAUGCCUGCUUUAAAGCUCAGCUAUGAUUAUCUUCCUUUCCAUCUACAAAAAUGUUUUUCGUAUUGUGCUUUGUUUCCUGAAGACUACGAAUUUGGUAGGGAAGAGUUGGUUCAGUUGUGGAUAGGACUAGAUAUUUUACAUUCGUGUGAUAUGAACAAAAAAAGAAUUGAAGAUGUUGGACUUUUCUUUUUAAAUGAAUUGGUUAAUCAUGGAUUUUUUAAAAUAACUAAUAAUCAGGAUGGAAGACCUUUUUAUGUAAUCCAUGACCUACUACACGAGUUGGCGGUGCAUGUUUCAUCGUCUGAAUGUCUUAGCAUAUAUAGCUCUAACGUGAAGGACAUACAAACCCUCCCUACGGUACGUCACUUGUCUAUUAUCGUGGAUAGCACAUAUGUCAAGAAUAGAUUGUCUUUUAAAGAUUAUAAUGAUAAUUUGAGUGCACUAGGGAAAAGAUUGAAAGUAGAAAAUCUACAUACUUUAAUGUUGUUUGGAGAUUACCAUGGAAAUUUUGCCAAAACUUUUGGUGGUUUGUUUAGGGAGGCUAAAGCCAUUCGCGUCAUUUUCUUGUCCGGAGUGUCAUACGAUGUGGAUGAUAUAUUCUACAACUUUGCAAAACUUGUCCAUCUUCGCUACCUAAGGAUCAAGCCGUUGUCUCACUGGAUCUUGUCCUUACCAAGCGUGCUAUUCAGAUUGUAUCAUUUAGAGGUUAUUGAUCUAAGCAACGCGAAUCGUUGUGUUAUUUCAACUAGACAUAUGGGCAACCUUGUAAAAAUGCGCCACUUUCUUGUGCAAGAAGACCAGUUUAACAUUCAUUCUAAUAUUUUUGGGGUGGGAAAACUAAAACUCUUUCAGGAAUUAAGGGAAUUUAGGGUGAGAAAGCAGAGUGAGGGUUUUGAACCGAGUCAGCUUGGGCAAUUGACAGAGCUUGGGGGAUCACUUUGCAUUUAUAAUCUUGAAAAGGUGAAAACAACAGAAGAAGCAAAUGAAUUAAAACUGAUACAUAAAAAACACUUAAGAGAACUCAUAUUAGAAUGGGAUCCUGAGCCUUCUAACAACAAUCCUUUACAAGAAGAAAUUAUUCUUGAAAGUCUUGUACCCCAUAGCAGUCUUCAAGAGCUACGCAUUAAAGGGCAUGGGGGAACUAAUUGCCCAUCCUGGCUAUGUGAUAAUCUCUCAGUUAAGUGUUUGGAAUCUGUUUGUCUAGAAGGUGUAUCCUGGAAGAAUCUUCCGCCUCUAGGAGAGAUAUGGAUGGUUAAUGAGCGUGGUGAAGAGUAUCAGUGUUGUAGUAUCUCACCUCCAAACUUUCAUAAUUUGAAAAGGCUGCAAUUAAGCAACAUAUCUAGUUUGUCAAAAUGGGUUGGAAAUGGUGCCAGUCCCUUUUUCUCCCACUUGGAAGUGCUCAUCCUUACACAUUGUUUUGAACUUAUGGAGUUGCCGUUUUCACAUCCUACUUGCUGUCAAGCACAACAAGAAGAGAAAAUGGCUUGGUUUCCUAAACUACAAGAGCUUGUUAUUGAAGACUGCCCAAAACUAGCGUCGUUGCCUCCUAUCCCUUGGAGGAUUCAUGCUCCAUGCUCUGCUAUGAUAGAAAGUGUGGGAUCAGAUUUUGAGAAGCUCCUUUACAAAAGAAUAGAUGGAAAGGAAGUAGGGGUGGAAGUUGAGGGAAAACAUGGUCACCGUGAUGUGUCGUGGAAUGUGUUGAAUUUCUCUAAUCUAGCUGAUGUGGAAUAUUUGCGUAUGGCGAGAUGUCCUCUCAUGCCGUUGAAUCACAUGCGAGUGCUAACUUCUCUGAAAAAGAUCGAGAUAGUAGGUUGUCCGAGUAGCAUCUUGUCGUGGGUUCAAGGUGUGGGUCAUGGCAUAUACAGGUUUCCAUGUGAAGACUUCACUAUUCGUGAAUGUGAUACUAGUGGGGAAGAAUUGACGCUGCUGCUCUCAUUCUUUCCAGAGCUCUCGACCUUGAGAAUAUAUAAUUGUAAGAAUAUAACUGGGUUAGGUGUGGCAGAGAAUGCAAAAACUACUACGGAAGAGCAGCAGCAGACAAGAGACGAUAACAAGGAAAUAAUAACAACAGCGAUAGCAGCAUCACAAGGACUGCUGCUUUUGCCUCCCAAGAUACAGUUCUUGCUAAUUACUGAAUGUUUCUCCAAUCCACCGAACGAUGACCACGCAGGCGGAGGUGGGCUCCAACGUCUGAGCGCCCUCCGCCAGCUGGAUAUAGAAAAUUGCCCCGAGUUCUUCUCCUCUAUUUCGUCCUCCUCUUUUCCCCCUUUCCCGACCUGCCUGCAAGUGCUCAUGAUAAAGGGCGUUAAGCACAUGGAGACGUUGCACGCCAUCUCAAACCUCACCUCUCUCACCGCAUUACACAUAAAAUUAAUUGGUGAAUCAAGAGCUGAGGGCUUGUGGCCUCUCCUCGCCCACGGAAGCCUCACAGAAUGCACUGCUUUGCACCUCCCUGUUGCCUCCGGUUUCUUCGCCGAUCCCGACCCCUCACGGCCGCAUGACAUAGAGGUGUUUUCCCGUUCCUCCAAGCUCUUGUAUCUGACCACGGGAAGCAACACAGGAGUCCUUGCCGCGUCGAUCUGCAGCCUCCUCUCUUCCACCCUCACCAGAUUGCAUCUCAUCUUCCAUGACGAUGAGGUGGAGCGCUUGACAAAGGAUCAAGAGGAGGCCCUUCAGCUCCUCACCUCUCUCCAAGAGAUCGGAUUUUUCAAGGGAGACAAGCUGCAGCGUCUCCCUGCAGGGAUACACGAGCUUAUCAACCUCAAGAAAUUAGACAUCUGGUACUGCUCGGCCAUCCCGUCCCUGCCCAGCCUUCCGAGCUCUCUGCGGGAAUUAGAGAUCUACCGCUGUGAUUCCCUCAAGUCGCUGCCCAACAGCCUCCCGAGUUCUCUGGAAAUAUUGGAGAUCGCCCACUGUCACGCCAUCAAGUCACUGCCCAAGGAUGGCCUUCCAAGGUCAAUGCUAGAAUUAGAUGUCCAUCGAGGUAACAGCGAGGAGCUAAAAAGGGCGUGCCGGAAGCUAAUAGGAACCAUUCCGGUUGUCAGAACCUGACCAAUCCAAGGUUUCUCCUUGGAUUUGUAUAUUCAUGUAGCCUGCUAGAAUGCUCUCUAUGGAAUCAGGGUUUCAGGGUGCCAGCUGCAAGUGUGACAGUCUCAGUUUGUAUCUACAGCCUGCACAUAAAACUGGCUGCCCAUGGAGUCAUAAAUUCUCCCAUCUUUGUAGAAUUCUCAGCAUUCAGGCACUGCUCUAACAUUAUUGUCUUGAUAUGGGCUCCAUCUUUGAGUUAAACAUUGUUGCAGCCUUGUAUAUUUCGCUCCAUCCAUGUACAGCGGGCACAUGAGUGUCAUAUGUGGUAUAUUCAUCCUACAAGAUAAAUCAAUAAUUCUGGGCUCCAUCUUGGAGUUUAACAUUGUUUUAGCCUUGUAGAUAUCAUUCCAUCCAUGUAUAGUAGGCACAUGAGGGUCAUAUGUGGUAUCUUCUUCCUAUAGAUAAAUCCAUUCUGGUAUUCUUAUGCUCGUUCUGGUUGUUUCUAGAUAAGUUCAUUUGCAUUUUGGUCGUCACCCAUAGAGACUUGGUGGUAAACUUAGAUUGUUCGCCCUGUGCGGGUCAGAUCACCAAUGUCCAAGGCGUAAUGUUGGAAGAAAUGAGACUCGGUGAUUUGCUACUGAAAUUUAGGAACUUGAACGAAUACUCAAUACUCAUGAUAUUAGUGCUUGUGUGGAGCCAAUUCAGAUCUCGGGCUGUCAUUAGUUGACACAACGAUCCUGGGGUUUUUGGUAUAUGGCUUGUGGUACAACUAUGGGAAACAGCUCUACAAUAGGGACAUAUCUGUGAAGGUACCUUUGUUCGAAGGUUAGUUAAACCCACUGAAAUGCAUGAUCGCUUUAGCUAUCCUAGAUUGUAUUCAAUGUGCAAGUGUCAAACUCUUGUUGCCUCAUGAGACCUUGGUUAGAGAACUUUUUGCUUUCUUGAUAAGUUGGUAGUCUAGCUUUUGAGCACACUUACAUUCUCUGUAUUCAUUGCCAAUGAAAUAAUAUACGAGAGUGAUGAGUUCAUACAUAUAGUCGUAAAGAUAAAGCACUUAUUGAUCCGGAAUAUUUUUCUGUCCCACCAGAGCCAAAUAAGAGAAGAUUUCAUGAGCCUUGAUUAUUGCAAUCUGAAUAUUUAGUGCGUAUUGUUAAGUUUGAUGUUCCUCUAGUCUGAAGUUUUUAAAAGCCAGUCAUUUCUUUUGCAUAACCAAUUUUUUCUAGCCUCUCCGACACUUGGCAAUGCUUACCUUGAUCGGGAGAUUGCAUACUCUACCAGGGUACAUAUCAAAAUCCAAGAAUUAAACCGCUUCUUCCAUGUGUUCACACCAUACCUACCUAUAUAGCGCAUAUCCUGCUAUCCCUAGUAGUUGAUUGUGCACACUCACCAAAGUUCGAGAAGACACAAAAGCCCUUUGUGGUCAUCUUCAUCAACCUUGUGAAUUUGUCAGCAUUGAUGGCUCUCACACAAAAAAGAAAAAGAAAAAAAAGAAAAAAAAAGUAAAAGAAAGAAAAGGGGGCACCAUAUAGAAGCUUGAAAUGUUCAUCCUCAAACAGGAGGAAAUUUUCAGCAGCGCUUCAAUGUUCAUGUGCAGAAUGGCUAAUCGAACUUCUACCUGUGCAAUAAAGAUAAUGAGAAAAUCUGUUGUGUCCUGAGAUCACCUUUCGUUGCAUAGGCCUCUCAAUAAAUUAUUAUGAUGCUUGAGUCCAUUCUUUCCCACAUACCCUGGACAUUAUUAUUCCAAUGACUGGCAUUUGAA
Messenger RNA from Lolium rigidum, 6412 nucleotides. RefSeq names its product disease resistance protein RGA2-like. The transcript is spliced from 8 exons. The record is from RefSeq and is a predicted model, not a curated record. Gene Ontology annotation, molecular function: ADP binding. NCBI's taxonomy places the organism in Eukaryota, Viridiplantae, Streptophyta, Magnoliopsida, Poales, Poaceae. Bases 1 to 4677 code for a protein of 1558 amino acids. Gene Ontology annotation, biological process: defense response to other organism.